This is a messenger RNA of Sceloporus undulatus (fence lizard), 1102 nucleotides long. Its product is annotated as estradiol 17-beta-dehydrogenase 11-like. Gene Ontology annotation, cellular component: lipid droplet. The transcript has 7 exons. The record is from RefSeq and is a predicted model, not a curated record. Gene Ontology annotation, molecular function: oxidoreductase activity, acting on the CH-OH group of donors, NAD or NADP as acceptor. Bases 60 to 962 code for a protein of 300 amino acids. NCBI's taxonomy places the organism in Eukaryota, Metazoa, Chordata, Lepidosauria, Squamata, Phrynosomatidae.
CUUCCCAACUAGAAGCAAGGUCACAAAGCAGAGUGUGUAACUGUGCAGCAAGAAGGAAAAUGUAUCUCAUAUUUGAUCUCCUCUGGCUUAUAGUCAUCAUAAUCUAUGCUUACGUGGAGGCCUUGGUGAAGCUUUUCAUUCCUGUGAAAAGAAAAUCUGUUAGUGGUGAGACUGUGCUUAUUACAGGAGCAGGGCAUGGCAUUGGAAGACUUACAGCCUACGAAUUUGCCAAGCGUCAAAGCAAAUUGGUUCUCUGGGAUCUCAACAAGCAUGGCGUGGAAGAAACUGCUGAAGCAUGCAAAAAACUGGGAGCCAAAGCACAUGCCUUUGUGGUAGACUGCAGCAUCAAGGAGGAGAUCUACAUUGCUGCAGAAAAGAUUAAAAGAGACAUAGGAGAUGUUAGUAUCUUGGUGAAUAAUGCUGGAGUGGUGGCAACAGCAGAUCUCCUUUCUACCCAAGACAGGCAGAUACAAAGAACAUUUGAGGUCAACAUUCUUGCUCAUCAUUGGACAACAAAAGCAUUCCUGCCAGCAAUGAUGAAAAAUAAUCAUGGCCAUAUUGUCACAGUUGCAUCUGCUGGUGGACAUGUGGUGGUUCCUUUCCUGGUGUCCUAUUGUUCAAGCAAGUUUGCUGCUGUUGGCUUUCAUAAAGCUUUGACUCAAGAACUGUCUGCAUUGGGAAAAGAUGGGAUCAAAACCUCAUGCCUUUGUCCUGUUUUUAUAAACACUGGAUUUAUAAAACAUCCAAGUACAAGAUUAUUGCCUGUCCUGGAGCCUGAGAAAGUUGUAAAUAAACUCAUGGAUGGGAUACUUUGCAACCAAAACAUGAUUUUUGUUCCACCAUUUGUGAAAUGUAGUCUACUGCUAGAACGAAUUCUACCUGAACGUGCCUUGGUGGCUUUAAACAAGAUGAUAAAAGUAAAAUUUGAUGCAGUUGUUCAGGAUGCGAGAAAAGAAGAUUAAGUUAAUCAGUGCCUUCCAGGGAUAUCUUAGACAGCUAGGAGUCAGUUCAUCAGCAAUUAACUCCAGGCAAUAAGCAGUGAUUUCUAAAUGGAGUCCCAUGCACUUCUCAUUCAAAAUAUAUAUUAAAAGUAUCAAUGCAA